UGUGUGUGUGUGUGUGUGUGUGUGUGUGUGUGUGUGUGUGUUUUGAGUCAAUCAGUUUCCGAAAAAGGGCGUCCUCCUCGCUGCUUUUUCUCAUGUCAGUCUCCCCGGAGGAAGGGGCGGUCUCAGCGCCGUAGCAGAUCCGGAAUUAGAAGGUGUUCGCACGGCUCGGCUCUGCUCGAACGUUCGGUGGGACGGUUCGGUUCCACAGGAGAGCCAACGGCAGAGGGAACAGAAACGGAACUAGCUCAAACACAUUUCAUUAAAAAGAAGAAAAGAAAAAGAAAGAAAGAAGGAAGGAAGGAAGGAAGGGAGGGAGAAGCCCGGUGGACUGAAAAGUGUCGACCGAGGGAGGGACGACGAACCUGGGGCAGAAGAGAGGAGUAAAAAAAGAAGAAAUAAAAGUAGGAGAAAAAAAAAAGGAGAAGAUGCCUCUGGCUCAGUUGGCGGAUCCCUGGCAGAAGAUGCCUCUGGGGGGGACGGCUGCAGAGGAUGUACAUCACGAUCCUGAGGACUCAGUGGGCGAUGACGACCAGAUGCCCGCCAUCGCCGAUGACGUGCCAAUCAAGGAGAUCAAUAUCACUCAUCACGUGAAGGAGGGAUCAGAGAAGGCCGAUCCGCGACAGUUCGAGCUCCGCAAAGUCCUGGGACAAGGUUCUUUUGGCAAGGUGUUUCUGGUGAGGAAGGUCACAGGGCCAGACGCCGGUCAGCUGUAUGCCAUGAAAGUCCUGAAGAAAGCUACGCUAAAAGUGCGCGACCGGGUCAGGACAAAGAUGGAGAGAGACAUCCUGGUGGAGGUCAACCAUCCCUUCAUCGUCAAACUGCACUACGCGUUUCAGACGGAGGGGAAGCUCUACCUGAUCCUGGACUUCCUCCGAGGAGGAGAUCUCUUCACCCGUCUCUCUAAGGAGGUGAUGUUCACAGAGGAGGACGUGAAGUUUUACCUGGCAGAGCUCGCUCUGGCGCUCGACCACCUCCACAGCCUGGGCAUCAUUUACAGAGACCUCAAGCCAGAGAACAUCCUGCUCGAUGAGGAGGGACACAUCAAGCUGACUGACUUUGGCCUCAGUAAGGAGUCGAUAGAUCACGAGAACAAGGCCUACUCCUUCUGUGGGACGGUGGAGUACAUGGCUCCCGAGGUGGUGAACAGGCGGGGACACACGCACAGCGCCGACUGGUGGUCGUACGGCGUGCUCAUGUUCGAGAUGCUGACAGGAACGCUGCCGUUUCAAGGCAAAGACCGGAAAGAGACGAUGACCAUGAUCCUCAAGGCCAAGUUGGGAAUGCCACAGUUUUUGAGUUCAGAAGCUCAAAGUCUCCUCAGGAACCUUUUCAAACGCAACCCUGGCAACAGAUUAGGAGCUGGACCAGACGGUGUGGAGGAGAUCAAGAGGCAUCAGUUCUUCAACACCAUCGACUGGAACAAGCUCUUCCGCAGAGAGAUCCCCCCUCCCUUCAAACCGGCUUCAGGACGACCUGACGACACUUUCUAUUUUGAUCCAGAGUUCACAGCUAAAACGCCCAGAGACUCUCCGGGGGUUCCUCCCAGUGCAAACGCCCAUCAGCUGUUCAGGGGAUUCAGUUUUGUGGCCAUAACAGAAGAGGACACACAACCACUACCCAGUACUAUUGUACAGCAGCUGCACAGAAGCACAUCCCAGUUCUCAGACACCUACGAGAUCAAAGAGGACAUCGGAGUCGGGUCCUACUCCAUCUGUAAGCGCUGCGUACACAAAGGAACCGGCAUGGAGUACGCAGUCAAGAUCAUCAACAAGGCCAAGAGGGACCCGACGGAGGAGGUGGAGAUCCUGCUGAGAUACGGACAACAUCCCAACAUCAUCACCCUCAAGGACGUGUACGACGACGGCCGGUCGGUGUUUUUGGUGACGGAGCUGAUGAAAGGAGGCGAGCUGCUGGAUAAAAUCCUCCGACAGAAGUUUUUCUCUGAGAGAGAAGCCAGCGCUGUUCUCUACACCAUCACCAAGACGCUGGAGUACCUGCAUGUGCAGGGGGUGGUGCACAGAGACCUGAAGCCCAGUAACAUCCUCUACAUGGACGAGAGCGGGAACGCCGAGUCCAUCAGGAUCUGCGACUUUGGUUUCGCCAAACAGCUGAGAGCAGAGAACGGGCUGCUCAUGACGCCGUGUUACACUGCCAACUUUGUCGCGCCCGAGGUGUUGAAGAAGCAGGGUUACGAUGCAGCCUGUGACAUCUGGAGUCUGGGAGUCCUGCUCUACACAAUGCUAACGGGUUUCACUCCCUUCGCUAACGGUCCAGAGGACACGCCGGAGGAGAUUUUGGCUCGCAUCGGCAGCGGGAAGUUCUCGCUCACUGGAGGAUACUGGAACUCUGUCUCUGCUGAGGCUAAGGACCUGGUGUCCAAGAUGCUGCACGUUGACCCUCACCGGCGGCUGACGGCAGGUCAGGUCCUCCGACACCCCUGGGUGACGCACCGAGAUCAGCUGCCCAAAUACACCCUCAACAGACAGGACGCACCGCACCUCGUCAAGGGUGCGAUGGCCGCCACCUACUCAGCGCUCAGCAGGAACGUCCCUCCGGUCCUGGAGCCGGUGGGCUGCUCCACUCUGGCCCAGCGGAGGGGACUGAAGAAGAUCACCUCCACCGCUCUGUGACCUUUAACCUCCCUCACCUCCUUUAACUCUGACCUCGAUCUGACCUCCGCCGGACCCUCCUCCUCCUCCUCCUCCUCCUCUUCCUCCUCUUCUCUCUGUCCGGUCCGGGGGGAACAGGCUACUGAUGGACCCAGGAACUGCUAACGCCAAAUAGGAACACAGAGACCACCGCCCUGCCUGCAUCCCUGCCCUCUGUCCCGCACCUUAACGGACUCUCCUCAGCUUUAGCGCCACUGAUCGACAGCCGGACCGCGCCGGACUGAAAACCCGUUCCUGUCUUUGCUUCGGACAAUCAGCGCCGCCUCGUAGACCCGGACGCUGAGCGCGCGUCGGGGAAAAAAAAGAAAAAAGUACUGUAUUUAUUUACUUCAGACGGGGGAAAUCUGAACAUAGGAACACAGUAAUCUAAUGUAUGCAUUUAAAGAGAUAGGAUCAUUGUUAUUAUACUGUCGUCAUGGUUCUGCGUAGCUGUAGGUCCUGUAUUUAAACCUCAAGUAGCCUCUGAGAUCACGGCGUCUACAGAGAAGGACGGAAGGCGUUUGGAGCAGCUGCGCCUUUAAAAUGUCGCUUUACAGAACAUGAAAAAUCAAGACGUAGGGAAAGGGAAGUCUGAUAACCAGCUUUUACUCAAAUGUAAGUUCUCUCUUUGGGAUACAGAAAAGUCUCUCGGGAUCAUGCUUUUGUUUUGAAAGUCAUUAUUUUGUACAUCUCACACACAGAGACUUCCUGUAACCCAAUAUUUGACCUUUCAGGUGCAAAAAAACAGAACAAACGUCUGAUUGGUUUGUCUCAACAUUUUGCUCAUUCAUCUAGAGGUCUGUCAAAAAAGGUAAAUUAAUUUUUGGGAAAGCAAAUCAAGCUUUUGUCCCGACAGUAUUUGGAUAAGACUUGACGAUGUCGUUCAGAUAUGACGAAGAUUAUCAUAUAAACAACCUCGAGCUGUAUGGAUUCCUCGCCGUGAUUUAUAAAUAUGUUCACCUUAAGUGUCAGAGAAAACCCUGGGUAACUAAAUAAGAAAGUAACUCUGUUUCUCGCCCUUUGACUCUCAUCCGAAAAUGACAAUCUGAGAAUGAAUAUUAACGAAAACGAAAACAGAUUCUGCUUUUAAAGCUGCACAGGGCAACUUUGCAUUUUGUGGCGCCCUCCGGUGGCAACGAGAGUGGCGGGUUUUUGAAAGUUUAAAGCACUUUCAUAAAAAUAUGCAAAGUUUCUUUCGGACAGACUCUUGUUAUUAUUUGUACUCUCUAAUCUGCCACUUAUAGUACUUUGUUUUCUCUCACAGCGUCGACACCUGCGAGCUGAAACUAAUUUAUGCAAAAACCAGAGGUGGAAGAAGUACUCGCAUCUUUUACUAUGAAGUAAAAGUAGCAAUACAACAGUGUAGAAAUACUCUGUUACAAUUGAAAGCCCUGCAGGCAAAAUGUUACUUCAAUUAAAGUAGACUAGAUACACUGAAAGUACUAAAAGUAAAUGUACUCAUUAAGCAGAAUACAUUCAUGUGUAUCACUUUAAUGUAAUGCUGCGUGGUAUUAUAGUUUAUAAUAUAAUAUAAUUCAUUGAUUUGAUAACUAAUUCUAUUUUUAUUAAUUAUCUGAAGCAACUAAAGCUUUAAGAUGAAUGUGGUGAAGUAUACAAGUAGAAGAAAAUGGAAAAUACUAAAAUAAAGUAUAAGUAUGUCAAAUUGUACUUGGAUAUUUUCCACAUCUGGCAACACCAGUGACAAUCUAAAGCAUCGUUCAGGCCAAUAAAACGAUAUUUUCUCUGUAUUUUUAUGUUCCUUGUGCAGCUUUCAGACACGUCGGUGAAUUUAAAUAACAUUUUAAACACGCUGAGGCUACGAGAGCGGCUUUAACUCGAACUAAGGGCACACAUUACUGUCCUGUUGAGGAGUCAUCAUCCUCGGUUUACCUGGAAAAACGAGACGACCUGGUUACCUGACAGGCUGUUGGGAAUUAAAAAAGGAAAGCGAGCUUCCUGCUUCCACAAAAACUUGAGCUUCUUCUGUACAAGCCGACUGAUCAUCUCUGUGCGCGCAGCAGACGGCGAGCCGAACUGUAAAUGUAUAUACAUGUACGAGCAACUCAGGUUUCUACGAAUCAAGACAAUGCAGUUUUUUUAUAUUUUGUCCAGGAAGAGAGAUAUGUACAUAAACAUUAAAAUAAGCACACAGAUGUACUGGAGGUGAGCGGGGACACGCGGAGGCGUUUAUCAGAAGACUUGUAUCCCAAAACCUUUGUCACAAAACGUCUCAUUUGUUUCUGUUUCCACGUCUUGUUUUUGGGGUCAAACUCUUCUCGAGGCAUGAUUUCAUGUAACGAUGUUUAACGUGUUUGUGAUUUGGAGGAUUUUUCUGUCCGCACAACCCCUUUAAAAAGUGUAGCAGAAAGAAAAUCACUUCAGGAGACACGUCAGUGAAGAAAUGAAAGGGUUGGUUCACCCACAUUCUUGCUCUUAAUGGAACCAAUCAGUGACGUGUCCUGAUUUUAAGUCCCCAAUAUGGGUCAAGCUCCU
Messenger RNA from Sander lucioperca (pikeperch), 5141 nucleotides. It is a transcript of the gene rps6ka3b, whose product is annotated as ribosomal protein S6 kinase, polypeptide 3b. The transcript has 22 exons. Gene Ontology annotation, biological process: protein phosphorylation; intracellular signal transduction. NCBI's taxonomy places the organism in Eukaryota, Metazoa, Chordata, Actinopteri, Perciformes, Percidae. Gene Ontology annotation, molecular function: magnesium ion binding; ATP binding; ribosomal protein S6 kinase activity. The coding region runs from base 426 to 2630 and encodes 734 amino acids. The record is from RefSeq and is a predicted model, not a curated record.